Messenger RNA from Syzygium oleosum, 1489 nucleotides. RefSeq names its product transmembrane 9 superfamily member 10-like. The record is from RefSeq and is a predicted model, not a curated record. NCBI's taxonomy places the organism in Eukaryota, Viridiplantae, Streptophyta, Magnoliopsida, Myrtales, Myrtaceae. Gene Ontology annotation, biological process: protein localization to membrane. The coding region runs from base 263 to 1162 and encodes 299 amino acids. Gene Ontology annotation, cellular component: membrane. The transcript is spliced from 7 exons.
CCAACACAAGCGCUUGGAAAUUUCCAAGCAAAACACAAGUUUCUUUCUCUCUGAUGAAAAAUGUGUGUCUAGGGUUGACCGUCCAUUUUCCAAGCUAACGGUAUGAUUAGGCAAGCUUUUUCCUAUAGAGUACAGCCAAAAAUAGCAUCUUUGUUCGAUUCCACCAAGAGAAAGGAAAGAAACUACUCAAGCACAUAGCCUAGAAGCACUCCUCUUGAAGAGGGAAUUGGUAGGUGGGUUCGAUCCGCUUCUGAUUCUGAACAUGGGGAAAGCUGCUCUGAGACAGUAUCUAUGGAUCUCCGUUUGCGUGCUGCUCCUCGUUCACGCUCGGUCCUUUCAUCUUUCCGAUGUUGCUCCUCAGGAUUUUCAGAUGGGAGAAGCUUUGACCGUGAAGGUGAACCCUUUGACAUCGACAAAAUUACAGUUUCCUCACGCCUUUUACUCCCUUGGUUACUGUCGGCCUCUUAAAAUGGCUGAUGGUGCGGAGAAACUUGGAAAAUUUCUUCGUGGUGAUCGCAGUGAAAACUCUCCUUAUGAGAUUAGAAUGGGAUCAGAUGAGCGGUGCAAGAUUCUUUGUCGAAGAAUUCUCAAUGCAAAAGAGGCAAAAGAUUUCAAGGAAAAGAUAGAUGACAAGUAUCGAGUGAACAUGAUAUUGGACAAUCUCCCUUUGGUGGUUCCAUUAGAAAGGACUGAACAGAAAAAUUUCACCGUGUACCAACGUGGCUUUCCUGUUGGCUUCAAGGGACAAUAUGCUGGAACGAAGGAGCAGAAACAUUUUAUCUACAACCACUUGUCGUUCACUGUCAAGUAUCACCUAGAUAAAGAAACCAAGGCAGCAAGAAUUGUUGGGUUUGAGGUUAAACCAUUCAGUGUCAAACAUACGUUGGAACACCCAUGGGGACACCAUCUAAGUCUAACCACCUGUAAUCCAGAUGCGAAGCAAGAGGUUACUAGCUCUGAAACUCCCCAAGAGGUCGAAGAUAGGGAAGAUGUCGUGUUUACAUAUGACGUUCAUUUCCAGGCGAGUGACGUCAAGCGGGCUUCUCGAUGGGAGACUUACCGUUCAAUGGCCGAUGACCUGAUACACUGGUUCUCCAUCGCCACCUCCGGCGGUUUAUCCAAGCUGUCCUCCCGCCGUCUUCUGCCCGCCAGGCUGCUGUAGCCGCGACCAGAUGAUGGGUUCGGCCGCCGCUACUAUCUGGUUAUAGCACGAAUAAAAGCUCCCUUGAGUUACUCUAUGUAAUGUUACAUAUGAACUGUGUUAUGCGUGUGACCAAGUGAAGAAGUCACUUGUCUUACCCUCGAGAAGAUAAGGUGGUUGUCCCUGUGGUCUUGUAUUAUGUGUUUUUCACGACCUAAUUCUUGCUUUCUUCUCGAGUUUUCUUUUCACUGGGUCAGAGCGUAAAGAUGCAGAUGUUCUUUGCGGUUGGAUGUCGUAGUUCUCACGUCAUUGUAUUUAUGUGCAUAUAUAAAUUUGGAUUCUUACUCA